Peromyscus eremicus (cactus mouse) is the source of this 2499-nucleotide messenger RNA. RefSeq names its product arginyltransferase 1 (gene Ate1). Gene Ontology annotation, biological process: protein arginylation. The record is from RefSeq and is a predicted model, not a curated record. Gene Ontology annotation, cellular component: cytoplasm. Bases 115 to 1785 code for a protein of 556 amino acids. Lineage: Eukaryota; Metazoa; Chordata; Mammalia; Rodentia; Cricetidae. The transcript is spliced from 13 exons. Gene Ontology annotation, molecular function: arginyl-tRNA--protein transferase activity.
GCGAACCCGGCACCCGCCGCACUCCGGUCCCUCCCGCCGGGGCUCCCGCGCCCUGCCGAGGUCGGGCCCCGGCUCCGAGAGGCGUGGCCGGCCCUCAAGCCCUCAGCGGCGGCCAUGGCCUCGGUGGUGGAGUACAAGGGCCUGAAGGCCGGCUACUACUGCGGCUACUGCGAGUCCCCGGAGGGCAAGGCGUCGUGUGGCAUGUGGGCACAUUCCAUGACAGUGCAGGAUUAUCAGGAUCUUAUAGACCGAGGAUGGAGAAGAAGUGGGACAUAUGUGUACAAGCCUGUCAUGAAUCAAACCUGCUGUCCUCAGUAUACGAUAAGGUGUCAUCCUUUACAGUUUCAGCCAUCAAAAUCUCACAAGAAAGUUUUGAAAAAAAUGCUGAAAUUUCUGGCUAAAGGGGAGAUUUCGAAAGACAGUUGUGAGGAUGAGCCCAUGGAUUCUACAAUGGAGGAUGCUGUUGCUGGUGACUUUGCAUUAAUAAACAAGUUGGAUAUAAAGUGUGAUCUUAAAACACUCAGCAGUGAUCUAAAAGGAAGCAUAGAGAGUGAAGAGAAGAAGAAAGAAAAAAGUUUAAAGAAAGAAGGAUCUAAAGAAUUAAUUCAUCCACAAGCUAUAGAGGAGAAAUUGGGCUCUGGUGAACCAUCGCAUUCAAUCAAAGUUCAUAUUGGUCCUAAGCCAGGUAAAGGAGCUGAUUUGAGUAAGCCUCCAUGUCGAAAAGCAAAGGAAAUGCGGAAAGAAAGGAAAAGGUUAAAACUCAUGCAGCAAAACGCAGCUGGAGCCUUUGAGGGUUUCCAGGCUCAAGGUCAGCCAGCGUCUUUGCUACCAAAGGCUAAAUCCAAUCAGCCCAAGUCACUUGAAGAUUUAAUUUUUGAGUCUUUACCAGAGAAUGCAUCACACAAGUUAGAGGUGAGGGUGGUGAGAUCUUCUCCACCAAGUCCUCAGUUCAAAGCCACAUUUCAGGAGUCUUACCAGGUCUAUAAGCGUUACCAGAUGGUUAUUCACAAGGAUCCACCUGAUAAACCAACUGUGAGCCAGGUGAGGCUAGUACCUGCCUCCUUUGAGGACCCAGAGUUCAAGGCAUCCUUCAACCAGUCCUUUUCUUUAUAUGCCAAGUAUCAAGUGGCCAUACACCAGGAUUCACCUAUUGAGUGUGGAAAGACUGAGUUCACAAGAUUCCUUUGCAGCUCACCAUUGGAGGCAGAGCACCCUGCUAAUGGACCGGAGUGCGGUUAUGGCUCCUUUCACCAGCAGUACUGGCUCGAUGGGAAGAUCAUUGCUGUGGGUGUGAUAGACAUCCUCCCAUACUGUGUGUCUUCAGUGUAUCUGUACUAUGAUCCUGAUUAUUCAUUUCUGUCUUUGGGUGUCUAUUCAGCAUUAAGAGAAAUUGCUUUUACUAGACAACUGCAUGAGAAAACAUCGCAACUCAGCUAUUAUUAUAUGGGUUUCUACAUUCAUUCCUGUCCCAAGAUGAGAUACAAGGGUCAGUAUAGACCUUCUGAUUUGCUGUGUCCUGAGACGUAUGUCUGGGUGCCCAUUGAGCAGUGCCUCCCUUCUCUUGACAACUCCAAGUACUGCCGUUUCAACCAGGACCCACAAGCAGUGGAUGAAGGACGCUGUAAGGACCUUGACCGAGUACGGGUAUUUCACAGGCGAGCGGCCAUGCCUUACGGUGUUUAUAAAAACCACCAAGAAGACUCGAGUGAGGAGGCCACUGUGCUGGAGUAUGCAAACCUUGUGGGGCAGAAGUGCUCUGAGAGGAUGCUGCUGUUCAGACAGUGAAGAGCUGCACCACAGCCCAGCACCAGCCUGGGCACUCUUGUCACAUCCUGCCGUGUCUCAGCUCCUGCAGCCACUCGCCAAGUACAUUCUUAGAGCUUGUAAAAAGUAUUUUGUGGAGUUGUAUUUAUGAGAAUCUUGUGAUUAAUAUAAAGAUUUUAAAAUACAUGAUGAUCUAGCCCCUUAAUCGGGACUUGUCCUUUUGGAGUUUCCUUCUGGAGCAAGGUGUGCUAAAUGUCUCCAGUAAAUACUUUGGGGAGAAAAGUGAAGAAGUGAAUCUAAGUAAUUUCCUCACAUUGCUGUUUUUGUCUUGAAGAAAUUCUAACACAGAGACAGUUUGCUUAGACCAGUGGUUCUCAACCUGUGAGUCUUGAACCCUACAGGGGUUGUAUGUUGGAUAUUUACAUUAUGAUUCAUAAUGGUAGCAAAAUUACAGUUAUAAAUAGCAAUGAAAUAAUUUUAUGGUUGGGGGUCACCACAACAUGAAGAACUGUAUUAAAGGGUGGCAGAAUUAGGAAGGUUGAGAACCAUUUACUUAGACCCAUGCAAGAUGUUAGCUCAUGCUGGGAAAUUUAGGUGGGGCCAAAAGUGAAGAGGACUUCCAUCACUAGGAAAUAUGUCUUCCCCACAAACGAAAACUCUGUUACCCUGUUCGAUAUUAAAUUCUGCCAGUGUUACAGUGUGUCAUUAAUAAACAACCUGAAAAGGAAAUGUAAA